GUUCUUGUCUUGCAGACUUCUCCACCCAGGUGAACUCCUCGUCCCUCAACUCCCCCACGGGGCGUGGCUCCAUGGCCGCCCCCUCACUGCACCCCUCUCUGGGGCCCGGCAUGGGCUCCUCUCUCGGCUCCCCAGGACAGCUGCACUCGCCCAUCAGCUCGCUGAGCUCACCCAUCAAUGGCAUGGGCCCACCCUUCUCCGUCAUCAGCUCCCCCAUGGGCCCCCACUCCAUGUCGGUGCCUACCACACCCACCCUGGGCUUUGGCACUGGCAGCCCCCAGCUCAACUCACCCAUGAACCCCGUCAGCAGCAGCGAGGACAUCAAGCCCCUGCUGGGCCUCAACGGUGUCCUCAAGGUCCCGGCCCACCCCUCAGGGAACAUGGCGUCCUUCACCAAGCACAUCUGUGCCAUCUGCAGCGACCGCUCCUCAGGUAAGCACUACGGGGUGUACAGCUGCGAGGGCUGCAAGGGCCUCUUCAAGCGGACGGUGCGCAAGGACCUGACCUACACCUGCCGAGACAACAAGGACUGCCUGAUCGACAAGCGGCAGCGGAACCGCUGCCAGUACUGCCGCUACCAGAAGUGCCUGGCCAUGGGCAUGAAGCGGGAAGCCGUGCAGGAGGAGCGGCAGCGGGGCAAGGAUCGGAGUGAGAGCGAGGUGGAGUCCACGAGCAGUGCCCACGAGGACAUGCCGGUGGAGAAGAUUCUGGAGGCCGAGCUGGCUGUGGAGCCCAAGACCGAGACGUACGUGGAGGCGAACGUGGGGCUGAACCCCAGCUCGCCCAACGACCCCGUCACCAACAUCUGCCAGGCGGCAGACAAGCAACUCUUCACGCUGGUGGAGUGGGCCAAGCGGAUUCCGCAUUUCUCUGAGCUGCCCCUGGACGACCAGGUCAUCCUGCUGCGGGCAGGCUGGAACGAGCUGCUCAUCGCCUCCUUCUCCCACCGGUCCAUAGCCGUGAAGGACGGGAUCCUGCUCACCACCGGGCUGCAUGUCCACCGGAACAGCGCCCACAGCGCAGGGGUGGGCGCCAUCUUUGACAGGGUGCUGACAGAGCUCGUGUCCAAGAUGCGGGACAUGCAGAUGGACAAGACGGAGCUGGGCUGCCUGCGCGCCAUCGUCCUCUUCAACCCUGACUCCAAGGGGCUCUCGAACCCGGCCGAGGUGGAGGCGCUGCGCGAGAAGGUCUACGCGUCCCUGGAGGCUUACUGCAAACACAAGUACCCCGAGCAGCCGGGAAGGUUCGCCAAGCUGCUGCUCCGCCUGCCAGCCCUGCGCUCUAUCGGCCUCAAGUGCCUGGAACAUCUCUUCUUCUUCAAGCUCAUCGGGGACACGCCCAUCGACACCUUCCUCAUGGAGAUGCUGGAAGCCCCACACCAAAUGACUUAGGCCCGCAGGCCCGUCCUUCACGCCCACCGGUCCGGCCGCCCCGCCUGGCCGCCAGCUGCUCUUGUCAGCCGAGUCCUGUCCCCGCCCCUUCUCUGCCUGGCCUGUGUGGACUCCGGGGCGCAGCCCGUCACUGCUAAGCCUAAGAGAUAUGUUGCCACCCUUGUUAUUUUUAAUACUACUUGUCUUUGGACCUGGGCAGUGGCUUUCCCGGGCGGCAGCCAGAGUGGCCAGGACUGGUGUGAGCCCUGGCCGGGCCCAUCAGGCUCUCUUCGGGGGAGCUCGGGGCAGCUCACCGAGACCCCCGCCCCGGGAGCGGCAGCGCUCGGAGAGGGCGGCUUUGUUUUGGUCACAUUGUUGCUGGUUUUGGAAUCUCCCAGGUGGUCCCCCUCUGUUGGGAGUGCCCCCUCUUCCCUCCUUUCGGUGCUGGUGCCCGGCCAGCUUGGCACCCCCCAGGAUCAGGAGGAGGGGACGGGUUGGGGGGGCUGGUGUUUCAUUGCAGAAGACCCCUUGUGCCCCCUGGAAGACGAGAGGGGCUCUGGGGCGAGCAGGCUUCCUGCCCUCAGAGUGAGGGGUGAGCUGUCCCUUUUCCAAAGAUGACUUGUGAUUUCGUCCCCAAGCCAAUCAGAACAGGAGC
Ceratotherium simum simum (southern white rhinoceros) is the source of this 2025-nucleotide messenger RNA. NCBI's taxonomy places the organism in Eukaryota, Metazoa, Chordata, Mammalia, Perissodactyla, Rhinocerotidae. The record is from RefSeq and is a predicted model, not a curated record.